Molecule: messenger RNA, 1776 nt
Organism: Mus caroli (Ryukyu mouse)
Lineage: Eukaryota; Metazoa; Chordata; Mammalia; Rodentia; Muridae
Source: RefSeq, a predicted model, not a curated record
AUGGACUCACAGUAUAACCACUCUUCUGGGAAGUUUGAAAUCCUGUUCGCUCUGAGCUCUUUGACUCCCAACCAGAGGCGGACAUGGAUCAUAGAUUCAGAACUGUAUGUUUUGCAUAAAGAGGAAAGCCCUCAAACCUGGGACACCCAGACCCCAGAGGAGCCUGAGAACAAGGGAGGUAUUAUUACACUCCAGUGUCUCUCAAUUGAGGGAUAUGAAAAGUUUAUUCUCACCAAGGAAGAUAAAAAGUUUCUCACCACCCUGGACUCAUGGUCCAUACACUUUAUUGGGCAGUACCAAGCCUUGUUAUCUAUAUCCAUAUAUAUGACCCCAGACCACAAAGGAACAUGCAGAUGUUAUGGUUACUACAAGAAUUGCCCACAUUUGUUGUCACUACCCAGUGACCCUCUGGAAGUAUACAUCUCAGUUGAAGAGAACCAGGAUCACACAAUGGAGAAUCUCAUCAGGAUGGGGAUGGCAGUCGUGGUCCUCAUCGUCCUUUCGAUUCUAGCCACUGAGGCUUGGCGAAGCCAUAGACAGACCCACCGUGCUGCUGGGAACUAAUCUAAAGAGAAAAGAAUGCAUCUUUCAAUGUUCUACACUCUGGNAAAUAAAUCUGAUGACCCAAAGGUUUCUGUCAAAAAAAAAAAUACUGUUGUGGUAUUGAGGAACUGUUGUGAUAGAAUGUUAGGUAGCAAAAGUUUGGGAUUCAGAGGGAAGUGGAAGUGUCAUAAUGAGGUGCUUCCUCAAUAAAUGAAUGACUGUUCCUCCACACACUGGGAGCCUUUGUUUCCUGAACCGACAAUCUUCUGAACCCAGAAAGUGUGGGAAUAGGCUGUCCCAACUGCCUGGAAUAUCUUUCACAUGUGGACUGUGUUUUUCCGUAUUUCUUUAAAUGUGAAUGGGAUUUAUUCAUUCACAUUUAAAGGCCUCUGUCAUCUUUAUGAAUUGUAUUUAAGGACAUUUUCUUGUCUGUGUGUGAGUAUGCAUAUACGGGAGGGUUGGGUGUGUGUAUUAGCCUACUGCCACUGGGUGUUCUUUCAGGCAACUUGGUGGGCAGGGCCUUGGGAGGCAAAGGCUUAGUUGAUGUUCCUUGUGGCAGCAGACCUCCUGGAAAGCGUGCAGUCCUUGGGGUGGGAAAUGGAGUACUCAGUGUAGGNUAUUGCUCUGUCCUAAGCACUCAGCGGAGUGGGCAGGACAGGGCUUGGUGAGGAGAGGCUUGCCUGGUGUCCCUUAGGAUGGCAGCCCUCUGAGUAAUCAGGCAGGGUUGUGGCUGCUACUAUUUUUUAAAGAACAUACCAAUAAAAUGACUCCUAGAUCAAUGUCUUGCUCAGCUUCCUCCUGCAGGAGAUGGGAACNUAUGCAGAAAUCCACAACUGAACACUGCAGAGAAAGAUCUGAAAAUACUGAAUCCUGAAUGGAUAAACACUUGCAAAAGAACAUUUAGUUUUUCUAACAAGUCACNUUGGUACACAAAGCACACUGAAGGGCAGGUCUCAUGCCCAGCCAGGCGUGUGUGGCCAACACAAAAUGAACUCACUGGUAUNUUUGAGGUCUGUGCUUAUAAUGGUUGUCUCUUACUUAUAUAUUAUAAUGACCUAUUAUGUGCUUUUAGAUGAUUUCAGGGAAUUCAUAAUGUAUAUGUAUAAAAAAAUCACAGUACUACACACCUCACAAAUAUACACUUCUAUUUCCAAUGAUUCCUGUAUAAUUAGUAAAAAGAUUUUCAUUGCUUUCUUCUUACAUUUUUCCAUUCUGUGUGACUACUUACAUUAU